UGGGCUUGGCUUUGGCAUGUGGCGAUGGAGUCGGAAGAAGGAGAAAUGGGGGCUGCUGACAGAGUGAGCUCUGGCUGUGGAGAGUUUUAGCUAGCCUCCGUGUAGUGACGAGGAUGCCCGACUCACUUCGUUGCAUUUUAUUUCCCGGCAAAGCUAUGCGGAGUUGCGUUCAAAUACAGUUUUGAUUGAGGUUUGAGCGUAAACAUGCCUCGGAUCUCGUGAUGUGUGUUUAGGAUCGCAGCCUAAGUCUGUAAAAGAUCGGGAGUCGUAACUGAGGGUGUACAUUUUAUAUAGACGACUUGUUAUCCUCCCCCCCCCCCUUCCAAACUAACACAAUAACAGCAGUCGGCUCACUGAAGGACAAAGACGGAAUUACUUGUAUGUCUUAAAGAGAGAAAUCAGAUACUAAUGUCAAGGAGAAGACGGUCAUUGAUAGAUUCUGAAGACAUUUUGUGAAUAUGAAGAAACACAGAGGCCGUACAUCCCGAAAGAGGAGAAGAAAUCACUCUAGAUGUUUUUCACAAUGUGGUGUUAAUCUUAGCCACAAAUGUGAAUAUAUACGUCUUAAGAAAUGGCUGAAAGAAAGAGGCUAUGAAGACAGUAUAUUAAGGCCAGCGCAAUUUUCAGAAACAGGAAGAGGACUGAUGACUACAAAAGCUCUUCAGGCAGGACAGUUGAUCAUUGCGUUGCCUGAAAAAUGCUUGCUCACCACUGAUACUGUACUUAGCAGCUAUUUUGGAGAAUACAUUAUAAAAUGGAGGCCUCCAAUUUCUCCUUUGACUGCACUGUGUACAUAUCUAAUAGCAGAAAAAUGGUCUCUUGAGAAGUCUAAGUGGCAUCCUUACCUAGAUCUUCUACCUGAAACAUACACCUGUCCUGUAUAUUUGGAGGAAAAGGCAGUGAACCUACUUCCCGAGCCUUUGAGAAGAAAGGCCCAUGAGCAAAGAAGUCUGGUGCAGGAACUGUUUAACUCAUCAAAGAAUUUUUUCUUUUCCUUGCAGCCUCUGUUUUCUGAAGAUGUGGAGUCUAUUUUUAACUACAGCACUUUUAAGUGGGCUUGGUGCACCAUAAAUACAAGAACAGUAUAUAUGAAGCAUUCACAGAAGGAAUGUUUUUCUAGAGAGCCAGAUAACUAUGCAUUAGCCCCAUACUUAGACCUACUAAAUCAUAGUCCGUCUGUCCAGGUGAAAGCUGCAUUUAAUGAGAAGACACAGUGCUAUGAAAUAAUGACCCUUUCACACUGUCCAAAAUACAAGGAAGUAUUUAUUAACUAUGGCCCUCAUGAUGAUCAGCGCCUGCUUCUAGAAUAUGGCUUCAUUGCCACCAGUAAUCCACACAACAGUGUGUAUGUUGGCACAGAUACCAUUCUUAAAUAUCUCAUUCCAGAGGAUAAACAGAGGCACAUGAAGGUUUUCAUUUUGCAAGAGCACAGACUUUUAGACAAUUUGACAUUUGGGUGGGAUGGGCCCUCUUGGAGACUUCUUACAGCACUCAAAUUGUUGUGUCUUGAAGCUCACCAAUUUACUUCAUGGAAGAAAGUGUUGCUUGGUGAUACCAUUUCAGAGAGGAAUGAAAAGAAGACUUUGGACCUUGCAACAAAAAUCUGUACAUCACUGACAGAGGAGACUCAGCAGGCCCUUCAGAAGGUUUCUCUUUUAAAAAGAGAUUAUAUGCAUCUUAUAAACCAACUAACUUUAGUGGAGGCAUUACAUAUGGAAGAUCUAAACAUCUUACUGCUGUCUGCUGAGAAUCUUCAACAUUUACACUGCCUGGCGAUUUGAUCUCCUUGGAAUAGUGUGUUAGAGCAUAGAUGAUUUCUCUGUUUGUCUUAAGCAGAUGCUGAAAAUGGAUUUGUCUCAUAAAGCCCUGGAGAUCU
Heteronotia binoei (common prickly gecko) is the source of this 1876-nucleotide messenger RNA. RefSeq names its product SET domain containing 4 (gene SETD4). Gene Ontology annotation, molecular function: histone H3K4 methyltransferase activity; histone H3K36 methyltransferase activity; protein binding. The coding region runs from base 459 to 1781 and encodes 440 amino acids. Lineage: Eukaryota; Metazoa; Chordata; Lepidosauria; Squamata; Gekkonidae. Gene Ontology annotation, biological process: peptidyl-lysine monomethylation; positive regulation of transcription by RNA polymerase II; peptidyl-lysine trimethylation. The transcript is spliced from 11 exons. The record is from RefSeq and is a predicted model, not a curated record.